Messenger RNA from Symbiodinium natans, 9336 nucleotides. The record is from the annotation of a GenBank genome assembly. Lineage: Eukaryota; Dinophyceae; Suessiales; Symbiodiniaceae.
AUGGCCUACGCCCCUCAGAUUCCCUUGGUGAACCAGGCCCUGGUCAUCAUCAGCCCGGAGCACUACAACAACCUCCUGAAAGGCCAAAGGGUGAUUCACGAUGGAGCCCUCGGUGGCGACGACAGGAGCCCUCUCAAAGCCGUUUUGCCCUGGCUCUCCGCGAGGUCCCUCGCAGGAGACGUGCGGGUGCUCACACCGACCGGCUGGGGUGGCUUGUCUCGUCCGUUCUUCGUUUCGAGCCAGGCAGGGGGUCUCUACAGGCCAAAUCCCUACGAGUACGAGUACGAUGUCCCGAAGGAGCCCCUAUGGAAGCUCAAGUCGGAGUUGUGUGAGCUUGCCGUCGCAGGCUUGGGUCCGGUGCUCUCGAUCAUGCAGGAUAUGGGGAACCAAGUCCGAUGGCAAGGGUCGCGGCCGGGCAAGAGCGUGGACGUCGCGACCGCGAUGGCCGUGAGCGCCGUAGGUCCCCGGGUCAAAGAGAUCGCAAAGAUUUCAGAUCUAAUGGGGUCGGGCCCCUUGCUGUCCUCUUCCAGGCUUCACGUGUACUCAACCGGGAAUGGGCUGAGCCCUUUGUUUGUGAAAGAAGUGCUGCAGAAUCUCCAACAGGCAAACUCGUUGGACUGCAUCGGGGCCGUGCAGCGCCAAGAACCGCCAGAAGACAUGUCAGCACCAUGGGUUCUCAGUGUCAGUUUCCGCCCAAACUGGCAUGGGAACAUGGCCCGGACUUGUAUGGUGUCGGCCGAGGUCAAGUCUGCGGUGGGCAAAAGGGACGGGUCCGGUGAUGACAGCGUGAGCUGCCAAGAGGUUGCUGAGGGAUGCAUGACCGUGAUUCCGAGGUCGCCAAGAAAGUCCAUUGUGCCGCCGCCGCCAAUAGGCCUGUCGCUGCCCGUUGGCGAAGACGAUCGGGUUUUCACGAAGUUGUUUUUUGUUGUCAUCGCGUUUGCGAUUGCAAUGCAGAGGAUUUACGGUUGUAAGCCUGUGGGGGAGAAUUCGAAGGCUUUGAAUGUUUGGGACACCGGCAUGCACUACUUGGUUCUGGGCGUAGAUGACCAUUGUGGCAGUACAAGCCAUGCCACGAAAAUUCCAACGGUGAGAAUGGGGCUGAAGGAAGGUGCUCGACUCUCUGCAAUCGGCCGAAUGGCCCUCCGAGACAAGCCGAGCCAGCAGCAACACUCAGCCGCAUUGUACGGCCACCCUGGGCCUGUUCAAGCCGGGCCGCUAGGUGGGCGGCUUUGGCCGCGGUACGCGGAGCAGGUAUGCGAGCGCCCACCCUUAGCUCCUCGCAAGGAGGCCGCCCGCACCCUCGAGGCAUCACCUUGUAGCCGGCCCCAGAGCGCCAGAGGCAUCCCUGGUGCCACGACGCGGUCGACAUCCGCACCCAGGUGUCCCUCCGGGCAGCGGGGCUCCUCACUGCCGCGGGAUGGGCCGGCCACGCAUCCAGGCCCACCGCAGAGAGCAGCUUCAUCCCUCGACUGCUCGGCCUACGACGUUCGUGCUGGAGCAUGCCCCAUGGGCUCUAUCCCGAUGCAGAGUCGCGCGGCGAUUGCCAGGAACAUCCUGGGCCCAGGUGGCGCCACGGCCUUGCAAGAAGACCUGGGCUACAAGAGGGCAGACAUGCCUGUUCCUUCAAGUCACUCGCUGGCGCAGACGGUAGAGAGCAUUCUCCAGGGCCUGCAGGCGCCGGAGGGCCUACAGCGCAGGCCGUCCGCGAAAGGCCUCCACCGGGAUCUUAGUGUGCCGACCAUGGUGGAUGAGGUCGUGCUCUACUCCGAGCCGGAGGACGACAGUGACGAACGACCAGGUCUUGGUUCGGUGCAGCCGCGGGGCCGUGCUGAGGUCAUGCUGCAAUGGCUGCGACCAGAUUCCAUUCAGGCCAAGAGCCGUGAGCGCCGGGAGGAGCGGCGGAGCGAAGCGCCCAGGCAGAAGCCCCUGGGGCUUCGCGGAGCCGCCCAGGCGUCCGAGGCGGCUGCAGAGCUGGACUGGGGCACCUUGUCGGAGACUUCGCGGCAGGCCAUCAAACAAUGGGUGGCAGGUCAGCUUGGAGGCCGGCAUUGUAUGCUGGUGCUGGAGCAAGGCUGUGCAGAGACGCUGCCGCUCCCCUUAGCCUCAGAGUCGCUGGCCACGCCAGACCUCCGUGGGGGCGCGGUGCUGAACGUGCUCUCGGGGCUCUUCGCCGAGGGCGGCCUCCUCAACCCGCCGAGCUCCGGAAGCGGCCUCUUCCAAGCUGUCUUCUCCAAGCACCCUUUGCAGGUUCUCGAAGAGGCUCUGGAGCAGUGCCUGCACGAAAUUAGCGACCCCCGCCUCGAGCGCGUGGGGGACCUUUCUCCAGACCAGGUGAAUCUCGCAUUGAAGCAGAUGUCCAUGAAGGCCCAGUUUGCCAGCUGCACAGGGCCAGGCGCUGAUGCGACGGUGUCCUCCCCUGCGGGCCCUGCGGGCGACGAGUGCACCAAGGUCCAGGUCUGGAUGGAGCUCGCCCGGCUACAUGUCGAGGGUUGGCCCUCGCACACCGGCCCGGGCCCCGUCCCAGCUCCUCAAGCGACGUCGAAGGAGCGGCCGGCUGCGCCGCGCCCAAGCUCUGACAAGAUCUUCGGAGAUGGCGGAGUUCUCAAAGAGCUGGGCAAAGAAGAGUUUGAGCUCGAGGCUGAGUCGCAGCAGAUGUCCCUAGAGACGCUCCGGGCACAGAAUCGGCUCAUCGAGGAGUACGUCAUGCGCCUUGUGCGGCAGCGCGACGAACUCAAGCAGGUCACGAAGCUGGCGGAGGAGCGCGACUCCUACCACAUCCUCGGCCUCAGCGGUCCAGCCUGCAGCGAGGAGGAGGUCAAGAAAGCCUAUCGAAAUCUGGCGCGCAAGGAGCACCCCGAUAAGGCAGGCAUCGGCAACAAAAGGCGGUUUCAGGCGAUCCAGCAGGCGUAUUCGUCCAUCCUGAAACAGAGGCAGUUGGGCGGAGCUGCAACUGUCGCGGCAGAGGAAGACAGCUCACCUCCUGAGGAGGUCUGCGCCCCCUCUGCCGUCCUGGAAGAGUCUUACAGAUAUGCCCAGGAGGCCAAAGCCUCCGCGGAGUGCGUGGCACGCUGCGGCCACCGCGCACUCAGGAGCUGGGACGAGGGCGCUGAGGGCCAUGGCAAGCGCCGGGCCUUGCGCAGCCUUCGCGACCUCACCCGCCAAAGCGCGUCUGAGCUCCGAGGCGCCGCGUCCCAGCUGCGGGCCCUGUCGCAUGCAGCAGCUGCCUUGGCGAAGUGCGCCGAGGCGCUGCUGAGCGACUGCGCCGACCUCGCGGAGACGCUCAACUCCGCAACGGCGCUGCGUGACAGAUGUGCCAUGGCCGAGGAUGCAGGGCGCGCCUGCGGUGGCUCGGCGGAGCUCCUUGACAGGAUCAGCGAUGCCACAGAGGCGACUCUGCGAAAAGUGGAGAAGGCCUCGCCUGAGUCGCAGGGAGAGGCUCGCGGACGAUCCGAAGAGACGGCGAAUCUCCUACGCCUCGGAGCUCGGCUCCUUGCCGAGAGCCUUGCGCGCACGGCCGCGGUUGGGCGGCGCACCGCGGACGAGGCCAUCUCCGCUGCGCUGAAGGCCCUGGACCUCCACCGCGGCAUGAUCAUGCUUGACGUGGAGGCCCGGAAGGAGCGCGAGCGUCUCUCCCGCCGGCAGCGUUUCGACGACGACGACGGGCCGGUUGCUGCUGGAGAUGCGGAGCGACCGAAGGACCCCGCGAAUGCGAACGGUGCCCCAGGGCUUUCUGAUUCUCUGCCACCCGGGGCGAAGGCUCAGAAGCCGGUGCGCAGUACCCGGUAUGAGCGUGUCAACGUGGCGGUCACAUGCGGUAACGCCCUGGCCGUGGCCGUGGCCCUUGCCGUGGCCCCUUCCUUUCGCCUCGCCUUGCCUUUUCUUGAGUUCUCUGGCUUGUUCUCUUCUCGCUUUGUCAUUCGCCAGGGCGUGUUGAGCUUUGGGAAGCGAAUUGAGGUAUGGCUGCUGAGCAAUGAUGCUGCUGUGGCGGAGGAAGCGGAGGCGCUGCUCGAGGCACUGCAGCCGAAGGAGGCAAGCUUCGCUGGGGGUGCCCGGCACUUCUCUUGGCGCGGACUCGAGGUGGACUUCUACGAGCUGGACGAGGACCCUGGAGACCUGCUCUUCGGCUACGGCCUGUGGCCUGUCGCUUCCUCCCUUGCAAAGUUGCUGGCCAACGCCGUGCUGGAUGGUCAGGCCGCAGGGAGCCCGGUUCCGUCCGUGCAGGGCAAGUCCGUCUUGGAGAUCGGCGCCGGCGUCGGCCUGCCCUCGCUGGUCUGCCGAGCGCUCGGCGCUGCCCAGGUAACGCUUACAGAUGCGGAAGAGCGCUUGGUGAACGCCCUCCAGGAACACCACGGCCACCACCCCGAGCUGCGCUUUGCGGUGCUGGACUGGAAGGUCGAUGCAGGAGAGGAGUCGUACGACGUGAUCCUUGCCUCGGACAUUCUGCUCGCCUGCUGUGAGGGCCCGAUCUUCGUGCCCCGGCUCGUUGGCCGGCGGCUGCGCCGAAGCCCGGAGGCUCGAGCGCUGCUGCUGAAUGCGCACCGGGGGGAAGCGUCUCAAGCGACUGCAAUGAACGAGAUGCGCAAGCAGGGUUUCAUCGUCUCGUGUUUCGCGGUGACGUCUUCACAGGAGCUGCGUGCCGUCUCCGAGGAGCGCCUCGCAGCUCUACCGCAGAUGGCCCGGCGCUCGGUAGUGAUCCAGGGCUUCCGAUUGCCGAUCCUUCCGGCAAUUGUAAAGGGGAAGGCCCGAAACUUGCGAACUUUGUGUUUCCAGGAGUUUGCCGCACUUGCCACAAAUAUCUCCGUCUUGACACGGAUCUCCUCUGUUACAGCUGGUCUCUGCCAUCCCCUGGGCAAUUGCUUUGUGAGCCUUCAGGCCAUGACAGGCAAGGGCCUCCUCCUGGCCCGGAAUGCCCCGCGCAGCGCGCGCGGCGCUGCGGCCGGCGCUGGUGGGUGCAACGCUUUCGCGAAGUUGGUCACCUCUGGGCGAAGCUGGACCCGCUUGGCCGCUGCCGCGGAUCACUGGCACGCUGCCCGGACUGGUGGAGCGAGGACCAGGCUCACGUGGAGCAUCCGCUGCUGGGCUGACUUAUACCCUGAGUUGCUGAAUUGCUGCGGCAUCGCGGACGUUGCAAAGGGUGGCCUCGGUUCCCCUUCCGACUUUGCAGCAUCAGCCGUGCUCACCGGUUCCACGCCCUCGGCGCCCUCCACGCCCCGUCGGCUCUUCGUGCCGAAGGGGCUGCUGCACGCAGAGGGUGGCCCUUGGUGGAGCCGCGAGGAGCUCCUGCACCUUCUCGAGGCAGCGUACUGCGGCCAUCUGAGCUUUGAGGUCAACCACCUGCCGAGCAUGGAACAGAGAAGGUGGUGGUACCACGCGGCCGAGGCUCCACGUCCGCCCCCGCCACCCUGGAGGAGGCGAGCCAUCCUCGCGAGGCUCCUCCGCGCCACACUGCUUACGCAGUUUCUUCGAGCCAAGUUCCCGGCAACGAAAUGGUUUGGUCUUGAUGGCAGCGAGGUGCUGCUUCCUGGCCUCUACCGGCUCUGCUACGGCUCCGCUGCCCGAGGGGUGGAGCAGAUCGAGAUGGGCAUGCCGCAUCGAGGCCGCCUGAACAUCCUGGCAAAUAUCCUGGGCAAAGAGCUGAGCCAAAUCUGCUGCGAGAUGCGCGAGGAUCAGAGCGACUUCCACGUGGGAGACGUGAAAUACCACACCGGCUACGUCGGCGAGCUGCCGACUUUGGAGGCCUGGUGGCACGAGCGCUUCGGGGCGUCCGAUGGCGACGAGAGCGGGAAGGGCAUCCGACCUCCUGUUGUGACGAUCACGCCCAAUCCGAGCCACUUGGAGAUGGUGACUCCUGUGGUGCUUGGAAAGGUCAGGGCUCUGCAGGACUCUGAAGCUUCUGGUCGCGGUGUGCAGAGCAUCAUGGGGAUUGUUCUCCAUGGCGAUGCCGCCUUCGCAGGCAGCGGCAUGGCCUUCGAGGCGCUCCAGUUGUCAGAGCUUCCCGGCUACGGCACCGGCGGCACUGUCCACGUGGUUCUCAACAAUCAGGUCGGCUACACCACUACGCCGAACGAGGGCCGAUCGGCAGCGCACCCGAGCGACGUGGCCAAGGCGUUGGACGUUCCCAUCAUCCACGUCAAUGCUGACGACGUCGAAGCAGUGGACCGUGCGUUCGGCUUGGCAGCCGAGUGGCGAGCAGAUUUCCAGCGCGAUGUUGUCAUCGACCUCGUGGGCUAUCGCAGGUUUGGCCACAAUGAGACCGACCGGCCAGAUGUAUUCCACCCACUCUCAUACGCACGGGUCCGCGAACAUCCGGAGGUUACGAAGAUCUACGCAGCAGCUCUGGCGCGUGAGGGUGUGGUCAGCGAGUCUGAGGUAGCAGAAAUGCGCGAGGCAAUCUGGAGUAAUCUGGACGCCGAGUUCUUGCACAAAGACCGGCACAGGAAGCACGGCAUCGAUUGGGUCUUGCAGAAAUACCGCGGCCGAAUCGACGAGGGCCGGCGGCCCAAGCAGGUGAAGGGCGUCACGGGCGUGCCCCUCGAGACGUUACGCCGGAUUGGCCACGCCAUGACCGGGAUCCCCGAGGGCGUCACCUCGCACCCGGAGGUCGAGAAGCUUCUGCAGAAGCGCCGUGCCAUGUUCGGGCCAGGAGGUCGUGUGGACUUCGCCACGGCGGAACAGCUCGCUUUCUGCUCCAUCCUGUUGCACCGUGAUAUUUGGGCGGGCGAUGCUGGAGCAACGGGGAGCUGGGCAGUUGCCGGUCACGAGAGGCUGCCGAACCGCAACGUCCGGCUGGCGGGCCAGGAUUGCGUGCGGGGCACCUUCAACCAGCGGCAUCUCAUCGUCCAGGACUCCGUCAAGGGUGCCGGCGUGUCGCUGCUUCCCCAGGCCCUGGCGCCGGGAAACCAGGCCAACUUCUACGCGUACAACAGCCCCUUGUCCGAAGCUGCGGCCCUGGCCUUCGAGUACGGCUACUCGCUGGGCGACGAGGAUGCCCUGGUUUGCUGGGAGGCCCAGUUCGGAGACUUUGCCAACUGCGCACAGGCAGUGAUCGACGAGUUCAUCGUUUCCGGAGAAGAGAAGUGGGGGCAGAGCUCACGGCUUACCCUUCUGCUGCCUCAUGGCUACGAUGGCCAGGGUCCCAACCAUAGCAGUGCGCGCCUGGAACGCUUCCUGCAGCUUACCAACGACGAUCCCAACCACCUGCCGGGCAAUUCGCCUGAGGAGCUGCGGGACAUCGAGCGCGCCUUCGAUAUUCUGGAUGCUGAUGGUGCUGGCAUCCUCGAGGAGGGCGCCGUCAAGAGCUACAUGGAGAGGUUGCCGGCUUUCCAGUCCCGCGAGUUCGAAGACGAGUGGGAGCUCUGGCUGAAGGUCGCCCGGAACAUGAACCCAGAGGCCACGGGCAUCACUCGGAGAGACUGGCGGAUGAUCAUGCAGCAGCUCUACCGCCGCAAUGCCGAGAAGGACACCAACAUCUUUGUGCUGAAUGUCACCACCCCCGCACAGUACUUCCAUGUCCUCCGGCGCCAAGCUCACCGGCCUUUCAUGAAGCCGUUGGUGCUCAUGUCACCGAAGUACUUGCUGCAUCAUGCCAAGGCUACCUCGUCACUGGAGGACUUUGGUGAGCAGAGUCACUUCAUGCGUGUCAUUGUGGACUUCAGCCCUUUGGGGAAGGAGUUUGCCAGCCGCUCGGACAACACGCGACAUCUCAGCACCACCAGGAGCGGGCGGCCCCUCACCGACCCUCCCGAGGCAAUUCGCCGCGUCAUCCUUUGCAGCGGGCAGGUCUACUAUAUGCUCUCGAAUGCUCGCCGGGCCAAGAAGAUCAAAGACAUCGUUCUCGUCCGCCUGGAGCAGAUUGCGCCAUUUCCCUACGACCGCAUCAUCAAAGCCCUCUCGUAUUACCCGAACGCCGAUGUCGUCUGGUGCCAGGAAGAGCCGAAGAACAUGGGAGCCUGGUCGUACGUCUCGCCGAGGCUGGCCACCUGCGUUGAGAAGGACGUGGCGUUCGUCGGACGGCCAGUGAGCGCGGCGCCGGCCACGGGCUCCGCGCAGAUCCACCGCGAGGAAUGGAAAGAUGACAUGGAAGAUUAUGGUCAAAAUGUGAAACAUGCGGAAAAUGAUCACAUCUCGCGCAUGAUUGCCUGCGUUGCAGGAGACACGGCUUAUCCUAGACAUGGCCUUUGCCAACUGAGCACCAGCUGCCUUCGCGACGCCAAAGUACAGGUGAUGUUUGUGCGUGCCACCGCUGAGAUCAGUACUGCGCAGAGCACCGACAAGAAGACCGAGGAGAAACCGAGGACCCCCAAGUCGCGGCCGACGACGCCACAGGUGACCCAAACCCCACGGGACCAGCUGAAGUCAGCGGCGCGGCGCGUGAAGGAGCGCCACGUCACGCUCCGCGUGAAGAACCUGCGUUUCAUGGCCAGCCUCAACGAAGAGGCGCUGCGGACGCAGGGCCGCCUCUGGGCGCUGCUCGAACGCAGCGAGGGCGCUCUCCUGCCGGAGAUCUCGGUGACGCAGAAAGGGGUGAUCUUCGACCUCGUUGCCCAGCUCCUCGACUUCGCGCUGAGCGAGGCUGGGCGAAUGUCGGGCAAUGCAUCGAUGCCUCCUGUCCGGGUGUUCGAGAGGGCCUUGUCUUUCGCCCUGGCCCUGGAGCACGGCAAGGAGAUCGCUGUACCAGUGGACUCUCGGACACAGGCCCUCAAGCUCGCCUCGCUCAUUGACACACAACUCCUCUGCCAGGUGGUAACAGGUCCCUUCCGCCGUCGGCUCCUGGCUCUGGCACGGCGGCGGGCGGAGGGUGGCUAUGGAGGCCAUGGCCGAGCCGCAUCAUCGGUGCUGAAGGCCUGGGAAGAUGCAGCGAACGGCUGUUGCGAGCGUGUGGCUUCCUGCAUCCAGCAGGCUGUGGAGCGUAAGCCGGAGACUGGGCGCCAUCAAGGGCACCAAUCUUUUGCGAUGGCAGACGUGGCUCCGCGUUUCACCGCGCACCAUGUGGGCCAACUGCCGACUAUCCACAAAUGGAGAACUACGAUGUGCAGCGACCCGAAAACAGCAGAUUCACUGCAACUGGGCGAUCCCAUGUGUGCUCUGCCCAAUGCUAGAGACAUUGAGAACUUGUUUCUCCAAUCGCCUUUCCGAGGAGCCGGCAAUGCGCGCACCCAGGUCUUUUCCCAUGACCCCGCGGAGAUUGGUCAAAGCAGGGGACAAGUGCUGAAGUCAGCCACCAAGCUGAGCCUGUCCGCAUGUUUCCACUGGCGCUGCCGUGGCUGGGCAAUAAUGGCGCGGCAACGGGGAGUUGUCGCGCUCCUCCUUCUGCACAUCCGCGCCGCCUUGCGCUGA